Messenger RNA from Tetranychus urticae (two-spotted spider mite), 1928 nucleotides. Its product is annotated as long chain fatty acid elongase 1. Gene Ontology annotation, molecular function: fatty acid elongase activity. Gene Ontology annotation, biological process: fatty acid elongation, monounsaturated fatty acid; very long-chain fatty acid biosynthetic process; fatty acid elongation, saturated fatty acid. NCBI's taxonomy places the organism in Eukaryota, Metazoa, Arthropoda, Arachnida, Trombidiformes, Tetranychidae. Gene Ontology annotation, cellular component: endoplasmic reticulum membrane. The record is from RefSeq and is a predicted model, not a curated record.
GAAAACAAGUAUCAAUGUAGUUUAAUCAAUGUUUAUAUGAAAUUUGGGUUUAACCAAUUGUUAAUCAGAAGACAGCACCUUUCACUUGAUUAAGGAUUUAUAUUGGUUCACCUGUUUAUCCAUUUCCAUCAAUAUCGUUCAUUUUCUUCAUCAUCAUCGUUUUACUUUUUCCUUUUCCUUUUUUCUUCAUAAUAUCAUUAUCAUUGUAAAGUGAAAAUAAAUUUCAUAUCAUCUUGUACAUUCCUUUGAACUAUUUCCACUUCGAGUCGACUUCACCUUUUGUCAGAUCAAUUGUCACCAUUCAUCAACAUUGAGGAGUAUUGAAUAGAAACAGAAAAAGAGUCAUUUUUUCAUCCUUCCCCUGAACAUCUACAUUUCUCAAAACAUUUCUAUUCAAAUAUUGUGAAUUUUUCUUUUUCAUUGUCACCGAUAAUUGAAUUGCAAAAGUGUUGACAUUCAAUUAUAUUUAAAAUGGAAGCUGUAGUUGAAAAUGUCGCUCAAAAUGUCGUGGAAAAUGUUGUUCAAGACAAUUUGGCAGGUCAAUUCAAUCCAGAGCCAGUUCAAGUUGUAGACCAACAAAUUGGUGAGCAAGCCGCUCAACAAAUCAUUGAAACUGUUUCCGAGAUUCAGUCCAACAUUCAACCCGAGAUGGUUCCCCAAGUUGAGGAGGUUGUAAACCAAGCUGUAAACCAGGAGACGUUUGUAACCGAAGUGGCAUCCCAGGCUACAAGUGAAGCAGUCACCGAAGCUGUUACCUUUGUUGAAAGUGUAACAGAAAGAGUAGAUCCACCAAUAGUCGAGAAUGUAGUUGAGACCAUUGUCUCAGAAUCUGCACCAAUCAUUGAGACUGUAAGUGAAACCUUUGAAACACCUGAAGCUCCAGUUGUAAUGGUUGAAUCUCAAGUGCCUGAGACUGUUUCCGAGAUGGUAAGUGAGGUUGUUACCGAAGCUCAGACUGAAGUUACAACUUUAUUUACGGAAGAUGAAAGCUCCAUCAAGUCAUCUUUAAUAUCCAAAGUCUCAACAACUGAUUACAUCCAAUGGGCCCAAGAAACCCAUCUAAUUAUGACCAUUUCAAUAUCCAUGGUCUACCUGUUUAUAAUCUUAUUAAUCCGUCGAUUGCUCUCCAAGCGAUCACCUUUCCAUCUAAGAUCACUUAUGUUCUUAUGGAAUCUCAUUCGAGUUGUCCUCCAUAUAGCUCAAACAGUUACAUUGGUUCGACUAUUAGCUCCGGUUAUUAAACAGGAAUCAAGUCAUAUUUCAAAGCUCCUCUGUCAUACACCAGUUAAUGGACCAUUUGGAGACAAAUUGGAAACCAUCCUUUUCUGGGUUCAUAUAUUCACUUUUGUUAAAUUGAUUGAAUUUGUUGACACUCUUUUUGUGGUUCUUCGCAAGCAACAAUUAACCUUAUCCCACAUCUAUUACCGUAUCACAACAUUAAUUUACGCUUUCUACAUUUGUGGUAGCAAAUUUGUUCCCAGUUAUUAUCCGCUUAUGGUUCUGAUUCAUGUAACCUAUCUGAGUAUCAUGUCAUUCUAUUAUUUGGUUCGAUCUCGAUCCAUUCUUGCUCCAAAAUGGAUAAUUUACACUCUUAAUCUAAUCUCUUUAAUCAAAGCCGCUGGAUUAUCUGGAAUCUUGAGUUUCUCCUUAUAUCAACAUCUUUACAAAGAGCCUUGUUCACCUUCAAUGUCAACAGAUGUCUUCGGCCUAUUCAUUGUUGGUACAAAUACAAUCCUAUUUAUCAACUAUUUACGGUCAACAAUUACAAAACCAAAAACAAUUAAAUUACUUUGAAACUGAAACAAGGUGAUUUUCGUUGACCAAAGCAAAAGAUUGUUACCAAAAUAGAAAGGGUUUUAAAGAUUGGGUUCACAAGAAUGAAUAAAAUAGAAAUGAAUAAAUUUGAAUAAAAAAAUUAUUGGAAAAUA